CGUAUUUGGCGGUACAUCGCUCUCGGCGCUCAAGCGCUCACCGUCAGUCACCCGUCGACACUCUACCUCUACAUUCCAUCGCCGCGUAAGACUCUCAUGUCUGACCUCUACCGCUCUGCCCUCUCAGCGCGGAUCUCGAAGCUGCCCAUGCUACCUCCGGAGCCAGACGAGGACGACGAGGAGUCCGAGGCGGCAGAUUCGCUCGGGUCGUUGCCCCCACCUGUAGCAGGUAUCGGCCCGACUACAAUGCCCGGCACCCGCGCGUACGCCUCCGCACAGCGCAAACGCGCCCCCAACCCCGAGCUCACGCCGCUCUCCGCGUCCGCCUACUUCGCGCAGGCGACCCAGAUCGCCGUGCCCGACUCGGGGCUCGACGUCCGCGCGUACUACACGCCGCCGCGGGUCAGAGAGGGCGGGGAACCCGGGACGGUGAUAGUGUGCCACCACGGCGCGGGCCAGUCCGCACUUACGUUCGCGCUUGCGGCGGGGGAGGUGACGGAGCUGAGCCGCGGGGAGUGCGGUGUAUUGGCAUUGGAUUGUAGGGGACAUGGGAAGACGGCCACGACGAUUCCGAGGCCAGGUCCUGAGGGCGGCGAGGACUUCUCGAUCGAGACGCUGACGAGCGACUUCGUGAACACUUUGAAAGUGCUGUAUCCUGAUCCUGGCGCUGCACCGUCACUGCUGCUCUCCGGCCACUCUCUCGGUGGCUCUGUGAUCGUGCGCGCAUGUCCCUUGCUCCAAGACCUCAAAUACCGUCUCGCAGGUGUUGCCGUGCUCGAUAUUGUGGAAGAGUUCACCCUCGAGGCGCUCCCAAUGAUGCACUCCCUCCUCGACGCGCGCCCCGCCGGCUUCGGGAGCCAGGAGGAAGCCAUCGAGUGGCACCUGAAGACCAACGCUGUGCGCAACCCCCUCUCCGCGCGUGUCUCCGUCCCCGCGAUCAUCCAGCCCGCACCCGAGGGCACGUCCCCGGCGUGGAUCUGGCGGACCCCUCUGCGGAACACCGCGCCCUACUGGACGAGCUGGUUCACCUCGCUCUCGAAGCUCUUCCUCACUGCGCGGACGGCGCGCCUGCUCGUGCUCGCGGGCGCGGAGCGGCUUGAUCGCGAGCUUAUGAUCGGCCAGAUGCAGGGCAAGUUCCAGCUUACGGUCGUUACCGGGGUGGGGCAUAUGCUCCAGGAGGAUGAUCCAAGGAAGUUGGCUGAAGUGCUUGUGGAGUUCUGGAGGCGGAACGAGAGGGUUGUACCAGCGGGUGUCAAGAAGGUGGGAGAGCGUUAGACCAGACGAAGAUGAAUCAACACUGUACCUAGUAUCGCACAACACAUGUAUCUUACCAUAUGCACAGCACAAAUGUACUCUACAUUUUAUCGACA
Rhodofomes roseus is the source of this 1370-nucleotide messenger RNA. RefSeq names its product Alpha/Beta hydrolase protein. The record is from RefSeq and is a predicted model, not a curated record. The transcript is spliced from 8 exons. The coding region runs from base 97 to 1275 and encodes 392 amino acids. Gene Ontology annotation, biological process: protein demethylation. Gene Ontology annotation, molecular function: protein methylesterase activity. NCBI's taxonomy places the organism in Eukaryota, Fungi, Basidiomycota, Agaricomycetes, Polyporales, Fomitopsidaceae.